AUGAUAGAUGCAAAGCCUAUUGAUACUCCUAUGGGAAUCAAUCUAAAAUUUGAUGCUGCUGGAACUGAUACUACAGUUAAUGAGACUAUGUAUAGAGGGAUAAUUGGGUCCCUACUAUAUUUAACUGCUAGCAGGCCUGAUAUUGUGUUUAGUGUUGGCAUGUGUGCAAGAUUCCAUGCUUGUCCAAAGGAAUCACAUCUAAAAGUUGCCAAGAGAAUUCUAAGAUAUCUGAAGAAGACUAAGGACCUGGUUUUAUUUUACCCAUCAGGAGACUCUUUUGAUUUGGUGGGAUAUGCAGAUGUAGAUUAUGCAGGAUUUCAGGUUGACAGGAAGAACACAUCAAGAAUGGCUUAUUUCUUGGGUUCAUGCCUUAUCUCUUGGGGAACUAAAAUGCAGAAUUUUAUUACUCUCUCAACAACUGAAGCUGAAUAUGUCAUAGAUGCAUCAUGUUGUGGAUAA
Messenger RNA from Solanum dulcamara, 459 nucleotides. RefSeq names its product secreted RxLR effector protein 161-like. The coding region runs from base 1 to 459 and encodes 152 amino acids. The transcript has a single exon. Lineage: Eukaryota; Viridiplantae; Streptophyta; Magnoliopsida; Solanales; Solanaceae. The record is from RefSeq and is a predicted model, not a curated record.